Salvia miltiorrhiza (redroot sage) is the source of this 1896-nucleotide messenger RNA. RefSeq lists its product as uncharacterized. The coding region runs from base 108 to 1646 and encodes 512 amino acids. The transcript has 16 exons. Gene Ontology annotation, molecular function: protein-lysine N-methyltransferase activity. The record is from RefSeq and is a predicted model, not a curated record. NCBI's taxonomy places the organism in Eukaryota, Viridiplantae, Streptophyta, Magnoliopsida, Lamiales, Lamiaceae. Gene Ontology annotation, biological process: peptidyl-lysine monomethylation.
GUGGCCAAUUCAAAAUUUACAUAAGCUAAAGGGCCCCACGCAAACCCCAUUAUUCAAGAGCUGAUUUUUAUUUCUAAAACCUUCGGAAUUCGGAGCUUCACAGUGCGAUGGCUUCUGAAGAAGCCAAGCUCGAGCUUUUCCUUCAGUGGCUGAAGAUCAAUGGAGCGGAGUUACGGGGCUGUAGAAUCAAAUACUGCAACUCGAGUAAAGGGUUUGGAAUUUUUUCAUCCAAUGAUGUUCCUGAUGGAAUUUUUCUGGUGAUUCCGCUUGAUCUGGCAAUAACUCCGAUGAAGGUGCUAGAAGAUCCAUUAAUUGGACCUGCGUGUAGGUCAAUGUUUGAGGAAGGGGAAGUAGAUGACCGAUUCUUGAUGAUGUUGUUUCUAACCGUGGAGCGUCUGCGAAAGAACUCUACGUGGAAGCCAUAUCUUGAUAUGCUUCCUACUGAGUUUGGAAGCACACUUUGGUUUACUGAUGAUGAUCUUUUAGAGCUAAAGGGCACAACACUGCAUCGGGCGACUGAACUUCUGAAGAAAAGUUUAAAGACUCUGUUCGACGAGAAAGUGAAAAAAUUGGCAGAAAAGCUUUUGGUUCUUGCUGGAAACCCAGAAAGUGAAGUGAGAUUUGAAGACUUCCUUUGGGCAAAUUCUAUAUUCUGGACUCGAGCUCUUAAUAUUCCUUUCCCAAGCUCGUAUGUGUUCCGAACAGGAAGCAGCAACGCUCCUGGUGCAUCUACCAAUUCUACUGAAAAGUUGGCAAACGGGGAAAAUGGUAAAUCUCCCGAGAUGAAUAAAUCGAGCCAAGUUUCUGGAUCUGAAUCUACGUCACGAGGAGAUACUAUAUGGGUUGAGGGUCUUGUGCCUGGCAUCGACUUUUGCAAUCAUGACUUAAAGGCAGCAGCGACAUGGGAAAUCGAUGGAAGCGGAUCACUGACCGGAACCCCUUUCUCGAUGUACCUUCUUUCUGCUGGGAUCAUUCCUUUCCAAGGUGAAAAGGAGAUAUCUAUCAGUUAUGGUGCCAAGGGAAAUGAGGAGCUUCUGUUCCUUUAUGGAUUUGUCAUAAAGGACAACUCAGAUGACUAUCUUAUGUUACAUUAUCCUGUGGAAGCAAUUUCCGAUAUGCCCUUUUCCGAGGGCAAACUGCUGCUUCUUGAAGAACAGAAAGGCGAACUACGGUGUCUUCUACCGAGAAGUUUGCUUAAUAAUGGCUUCUUCCCUGAAAGCACCUCGCCACGAGGAACUAACAGCAAUAACCGGGGGUUCGACUAUACUUGUAGUGGACACCGCAAGCCACCCUCGUAUGCUGAUAAACUCGUCUUCCCCGAGAAGCUCUUGACCGCCUUGAGAACAGUUACCAUGACAGAAACUCAACUUCACCAAGUCUAUUCAUCACUUGAGAAGCUUGUUGGAUCUGGAGUUGAGCGACGGCCGUCUGAAAGUGAAGUGCGUGCGGCUGUAUGGGAGGCUUGCGGGAACUCCGGUGCUCUGCAACUCAUUGUUGAUCUUCUUUACAUGAAGAUGACGGAACUCGAAGAGGGUUCCGGCACCGAAGCGCAUGACGCCGAGUUGCUUAAGAAAGCCGACGUCGUGGGGGCUGAGCGCGACACAAGAUUUGGUGCAGGUGUAGCAGCAACGGCUCUGUUCCGAUGAGUCGAAACGCGUGGGCUAGUGUAGUGUACCGUCGAGGGCAGAAGGAGCUGACGCGACGAUUCUUACGGGAGGCGGAGCAUGCGCUGCAGUUGGCGUUGAGGGAGGAGAGCUAGACGUCUUUAUCAAAAUAAAUAUAAUUUUGAUGGAUUCAACAAUUUUGAGAUUUCAAUACUCAAAAUCUAAUGUAUAAUUUUGAUGGAUUCAACAAUUUUGAGGAAGAUAAUCAAAUUUACUGCAUUUGGGAAACAAA